AAAUACAGUGGAUCAACUUACCGAAAUGGGGAGCCGAAGUCUUGGACGAAUGUUGAGCUCUUGAGAUAAACGACGCCGUUUAGAGUCUUCCGGUCCCUAACUGCCUGCCUGCCUGCCUGCCUUUGGUCUUAAAGCCGUCACAUUCACUCAUACAAAUACAGCAGUCCUUGUCUCUUCGUUACAGGGGAAGCUAUUGUUGCUGAAGGACCUGCAACAAUGGAGGCGGCGCCAUUUCCUGCUGCGUCGUCAAACUUAUCGCUCAAACGAAUGCAAUCUCCCUCGUUUUACUCAUCAUCGUCGUCUCUCUUAUCUCUGGGCAAAAACCCUCGAGGAAAUUACCUUAAAUUCAAGUCACGAAGAAACCUCUCUGUCCGUUCCUCUUCUGCUUCUGAUUCCGUUGUGACUUUGCUUGAUUACGGAGCUGGAAAUGUUCGUAGCUUGAGAAACGCGGUUCGACAUCUCGGCUUCAACAUCAAAGACGUCCAAAGACCAGAAGACAUACUGAAUGCUGAUCGCCUUAUUUUUCCUGGUGUUGGGGCUUUUGCUCCUGCGAUGGAUGUGCUUAACAAGACUGGGAUGGCAGAAGCACUAUGUACCUAUAUUGAAAAUGAUCGUCCUUUUUUAGGCAUAUGCCUUGGGCUGCAACUACUUUUUGAGUACAGUGAGGAGAAUGGACCAGUGGAUGGGCUUGGCUUAAUACCGGGUAUAGUUGGGCGUUUCGACUCAUUAAAUGGUUUUAGAGUACCCCAUAUUGGCUGGAAUGCAUUGCAAAUCGUAAAAGAAUCUGAAAUAUUGGAUGAUGUUGGAGAUCGCCAUGUCUAUUUUGUUCAUUCAUAUCGUGCCAUGCCUUCAAAUGAAAACAAAGAUUGGGUCGCAUCUACCUGCACUUAUGGUGAUGAAUUUAUAGCUUCUAUUAGAAGGGGAAAUGUGCACGCAGUCCAGUUCCAUCCAGAAAAAAGCGGAGAUGUUGGUCUUUCUGUGUUGAGAAGGUUCUUGUAUAAAAACUCACAUGUAACAAAGACAGAAGCCAACGGUGAGGAAGGCUUCAAAACUUGCUAAGCGGGUCAUCGCUUGUCUUGAUGUGAGGCAAAUGACAAAGGGGAUCUUGUUGUUACUAAAGGUGAUCAAUAUGAUGUGAGAGAGCAUACAAA
Carica papaya (papaya) is the source of this 1151-nucleotide messenger RNA. Lineage: Eukaryota; Viridiplantae; Streptophyta; Magnoliopsida; Brassicales; Caricaceae. The record is from RefSeq and is a predicted model, not a curated record.